Messenger RNA from Zasmidium cellare ATCC 36951, 1035 nucleotides. RefSeq lists its product as uncharacterized. Gene Ontology annotation, molecular function: FAD binding; monooxygenase activity. The transcript has 2 exons. The coding region runs from base 1 to 1035 and encodes 344 amino acids. The record is from RefSeq and is a predicted model, not a curated record. NCBI's taxonomy places the organism in Eukaryota, Fungi, Ascomycota, Dothideomycetes, Mycosphaerellales, Mycosphaerellaceae.
AUGCCCCUCACCAUCCUCAUCGUCGGCGCAGGCAUAGGCGGCUUCACCGCGGCCGUUGCCCUCCGCCAAGCAGGCCACCAAGUCACUGUCCUCGAGAAACAUGAAAACAAACGCGAAGUCGGAUUCGCAGUCUCCCUACCUCCCAAUUCUACCCGCGUCCUGCGAUCUCUCGGACUGGAUUUCAAGAAAGUCCGGGCGUCCAAAUUCGGCGGUAUUGCGUUCGCCAAAGCCGAAAGGUCCGAGUAUGAGAUCCUCGCGCAAUUACAAGACGACGCAGAAGAUCAAUAUGGGGCUCCAAGUCUGGCAGCUCAUCGCGUGGAUCUACAUAAUGCUUUGCGGGAGUUGGCGACGGGGCCAGGGGCGGGCACACCGGUAAACGUCCUCGAGGGCAUCACAGUCACGGCCUACUCCCCCUCCGCCGGAUCCGUGACAUUGGAAGACGGCCGCACCAUGACAGCAGACGUCAUCGUCGCCGCCGACGGCGUCAAGUCCACCGCGCACAAACACAUCAUCGGCGAAGAACGACCCACGACACUAUCCAGACUGAGCAACGUGCGCUUCUGCGUCCCGACGGAAACGAUGCUCCAGAACCCGCUGUUGAAAAAGACCCUGCCCAACGGCAGCGACUAUCCCACCCUCUACCGCGGCACGGAUCCAGACGUCAUGUUACUCCGCUAUCCCUGUCGCGACCACACCCUCCAAAACUUCGGCUGCUACGCCCUCACGCACUCCCCCUCCCCCACCACCGCCGCAGCCCACUGGACCACCGAACCCACCCUCUCAAUCCUCCUGCACCGCCUCUCAGGCUUCGACCCCACCAUCCGCGAGAUCGCCCACCUAGCCGACCCGACCGACAUGUAUCUCUGGAAAGUCCUGGACCGCGACCCUUUGCCCGCCUAUCACAGGGGACGUAUGAUCCUCCUCGGCGACGCCGCACAUGCGAUGCAGCCGACAUUUGGCAUGGGUGCCACGUUUGCGGUCGAGGAUGCCGGGGUGUUGGGGGUUGUGCUUCGCGACGUCCAUGAUAGAGCUUAG